UUGUAUGUGGGAAUAAAAUGAUUUAUUGCGCAUUUCCACACGCACACAUGCACAUGCCCAUCGGGUCAGUCGGCUAAUCAAUCACUCAAUCGAGACACAUGCACACACACCCGUCCGUUUCGGCUCUACAUCAAUUCAGUUUGUGAUUGUCGCUUGAGGAGAGCAUAACGCCGGUCGCCAGGUAGUGGGAAUAAGUUUAUACAUAUAUGGACAUCCAGAUCCAGAGCAACUACAGAAAUCAGUGGGAGUAUGUAAAGUGUUUACCAACACUAGACGCUAGAAGUGGCAACUCUGGCCAACUGUAAUCAACAACAGCUGAUUGCCUUGGACAACAGAAAAGAUGGCAGCUGCACUGCCAGAUCGGUUUAGUGCGGGCAAACGGCAGUUCUGGCGCGAGUUUCUGGCUCUUUAUCAGGGAAUGCCGGAGCUUUGGGACGUCCACCACCUCAAUUACCGGAACAAGGAGCUGCGGAACCGGGCGUACGAGUUGCUGGAGAGGAAACUACGGGAGAUACAGCCGAACGCUACGCGCUCAGAAGUGGGCAGGCGCAUCAACAUAUUUCGCACCAAUUACAGGCGGGAGCAGAUGCGAAUCCUCAAACAGAAGGAGCUGGGGCUGCACUCCGACCUCUGUAAGCCGACGCUCUGGUUCUACGACUACAUGGGCUUUCUCCUGACCCAGGAGACCUUCCAGCACAGGACCAGAAAAGGUCGGGGCGGCAGACAAAAGCCCGAUUUUCGCAGGGAAAAGGAUGACAAAUACACCUUGAAAAAUCCAGAUCUCAACACGGAAAGCGUUUGUGAUUGGCCGAUCAAGGAUGACAACGCUUUCAACUACCAAUCCGAACCCACUGCCCCGCAAUCCGAGGAGGGUUCCCUGCUCAGUCCAAAAUUGGAGAUCAUAGAGGCGGAAGAAGGGCAGUGUGAAGUCAAAGACGAAAAUUGUUUGGGAAAUUCAUUGGAAACAAAGGAACCCACUUCCUCGAUUCAAACAGAUCCAGAGAACGAACGAGGAACUGCACCCAUGCAACUCAGCGAGUCCUCCGAAGUACUGGCCAGAUCCUGGGCUAUCCAGUACGAGGAAAUGUCCCCCACGCAACGGAUUCUAGCACGAAAGGCCAUAGCAGACAUCCUGUUUGAGGGAUGCAUGGGCAACCUGCGAGUAAACCGCGGCGAACAACAGAGCACCGUCUCAAAUCAUUUCUAAACCAAAGAUUACUACUAUUACGUCAUUGGAUAUUCCUGCAUUUGUCACUCUACGACUUAUUGAGCAUCUCAUUGAAGAUUUCGAAAACACAGAACUAAGCAUACUGCUCUAAAGAAAGUUCGAAACCACUCAGGCCAUAAUAUGAUGAACGAGGCAUUGCAAACUAUAGAACUAGAAUUUAAGAACUAAAGAACUACAAGUACAAUUAAGAAUACAGUUUGAAUAUAUCAACAAAACAGCA
Drosophila sechellia is the source of this 1448-nucleotide messenger RNA. RefSeq lists its product as uncharacterized. The record is from RefSeq and is a predicted model, not a curated record. NCBI's taxonomy places the organism in Eukaryota, Metazoa, Arthropoda, Insecta, Diptera, Drosophilidae. The transcript has 3 exons. Bases 341 to 1207 code for a protein of 288 amino acids.